CACGAAUCCGCAAAUUGUGCAAGUGGUGAGAUCUUCUGCUCUCAUGCAAACAUUCCCAGAUCGCCAGGAUUCCUGUUAAAACGAGUGUGCGUGUCUCUCUCAGUGUCGUUCACUGUAGUGGUUCCUGGUGAUCCUAUAGCGGCUCAUGUGGGAUCCACAGUGAUUCUUCCCUGCUGGAUCUCUCCUCCUGAGAACGCUGAAGCUCUGGAGAUCCGCUGGUACCGUCACGAUCAGUUCAGCACCCCUGUUCUGCUCUAUAAUCAUGGGAAGCUCCAGGACGUCCAGGAGGAACCGUACAGGAACCGAAGCUCUUUGGCUCUGCGGUCAGAUCAGUCUGGUGGACUGAAGGAUGGAGACGUCUCUCUACGGCUGGAGAAACUCAGAGUACAAGAUGAUGGAUUUUUUCACUGUUACGUGAGUGGAGAAAGUUUAUAUGACAGCCGAGAAGUGGUUCUCAAAAUCACAGCUUUAGGAUCCGCUCCUGUCCUGUUUCCAAAGCCUCUAGAUGAUGGGCGUGUGAACAUCAGCUGCAGGUCCAGCGGCUGGCUUCCAGAGCCCAGCGUCUCAUGGACGUCAGAUGAUGGAAGGGCUCUCCGUCCUGGAGGAUCGUCUCACAGUCGUGGAGCAGAUGAGAUGUUCUCUGUCCACAGCUGGACGGCCGUCUCUCUCUCAGACGCUCAACUGGUCUCAUGUUCAGUCUCUCUCAGAACUGGAGAAUUAAAAGAAGGAAGACUGAACAUACAGGGAAUCGUGUCUUCAGAUCCAUCAGGUUCAUGGAAGGCUCUUUUCCUCACUUUUCUCAUCUGUGCUCUUCUGGGUUUGGUUGGGCUGAUCCUCUACAAAUACAGAGAGAAACUAACAGGAAAGAAACCAGCUACAGAAGUUUGUGAGGAGGAAACUCUGGAGAGACUGAGAAAAGAAGUUGUGGAGGACAUCGAUAUAGAAGAACUGAGGAAACAUGCAGUUGAGAUCACUAUUGACCGUGAGCGUUUACAUCCAGGUCUGAAGCUUUCUAAGGACUGUAAAACCGUGAGGGACAGUAAAGAUUAUCAGCACACUGGAGAGGGAUUUCCAUUUGAAUUAUGUGCAUUCGGAGCCCAAAGAUUCACCUCUGGUCGUCACUAUUGGGAGGUACAGCUGGUACAAACAAAUACAGCUCCCAAAAACUUCUGGUUAAUCGGUGUGGUGAAACAUGGACAUUUUACUGCAAGAGACAGAUCUGCUUUAACUCCAUCAGCUGGUUUCUGGUUCUUGUGUUCAGACGGUCCUCAAGGCUUUCACACCAACACUGAUCCAUCGAUUAGCUUCUCACUGACACCGAGACCUGAGCGACUGGGAGUUCUGUUCGAUUAUGAUGAGGGUCUGCUGGCAUUUUACAACGUCAAAGAGAGUAAACAUCUCCUGACCAUCAGCAGCAGAUUCUCUGGAUCAGUUGUUCCUCUCUUCAAUCCUGGUGCAGGUGAUCUGAGUACACUUAAAAUCCUGGAUUGUCCAAAACCUGUAGAAUCAGCUGUAAAGUCCAGUGAUAAUCCAGAACCUGUAGAAUCACCUCAAUCCAGUCAACCUUUACUGAGCAAUAACAGCUCAGACGCCUGACUGACUCAUGCAGUUUAAGCAGAAGGACAUACAUGCAUACAGGGGCGUGUCUAAAGGGGUGGCAUGGGGGGGGGCACCGGCCCCCCUAAAAAUAUGAUUAGCCCCCCCUUGUGCCCCCCAACAGCGCAGACUGAUCCGAGUAUACGAUCUGGAGCAAUUCAGGUGCAUUUAAAAAAUCUCACGUGCUGAUGUGAUACACUAAUCGGCAGCAUAGCGCCGCUUGAAGUAGAACACACCUACUCACUGUCUGGUUCACUGCCAAUCAUUUCCCGUAUAUUCACGACACCAUUGGAUUAGAGUACUGUCAAUUACACAGCUCAAACAGGAGAAGCGCGAUUUCACAGGCUAUACUAUAUAUAUUGAAAUACGUUAAUGUAUGUUGAAAGCUCCUUAGAGUUUGUGCUUUGUGUUACUCAGCCGUGAUGCACCAGCAGUCCAGCACCGCUUAAAAUAAAAAUCAUUAUGUUGCGUUUCUUCCUGUUGUUUCAGAGAUUAAAGGCACCUGUGCAGUGCCAUUAUUAUGUCAUCCCACUUGUGUUGGGCCACAUGACUUUCCCAUGGGCCCCCCCCGGCUGGUUCUUGGACCCCCCUGCAUGCAUAAAAAAAUACAUUUAUAUUUACAUUUA
This is a messenger RNA of Sinocyclocheilus grahami, 2222 nucleotides long. Its product is annotated as butyrophilin subfamily 1 member A1-like. The record is from RefSeq and is a predicted model, not a curated record. Lineage: Eukaryota; Metazoa; Chordata; Actinopteri; Cypriniformes; Cyprinidae. The annotation marks the transcript as partial. The transcript has 7 exons. Gene Ontology annotation, cellular component: external side of plasma membrane. Gene Ontology annotation, biological process: T cell receptor signaling pathway; regulation of cytokine production. Gene Ontology annotation, molecular function: signaling receptor binding.